AUGUGUCAUCAUCGGAAGAUUAUCUAUCAGUGCAACCACACUGCCAUGGACCCCUCUCCCCUGAAGGUCUGCGAGGUGCAGCGGGACUACGAGUCGGGGUCAAGUCCGGGGUCAUGCGAAGUUGUUGAGACACAUGGAUUGAGUAACUUCAGAGUUCCUCGUUUUUGCUCACCUUGUCAUGACAAGAAGACAAGCCUUGAUAGCCGGAUUAGCCAGGCAAAGUCGCUGAUAGCAGACCUGAAGAAGCAGUUAAGCGAAAGCUACGGCCAGUGUGUAUUGCAUAUGGAAGAGGCUGGCCUGGAAUCUGAGAAGAAACAGGAAACUACGCUGGAGGUCUCAAAGGAGGCGACCACUGUAGAGUCGGGUAGUGAUGACAACGAUCCUGAUGAAACAAUGGAGAAAAUCGACCCUGUCGAGGAGUUCCUAAAGAAGAAGAAACAGGAAAGUUAUGCUCAUCUCAUGAUGAUCUCGGAUUAUAAGUGA
Molecule: messenger RNA, 483 nt
Organism: Daldinia childiae
Lineage: Eukaryota; Fungi; Ascomycota; Sordariomycetes; Xylariales; Hypoxylaceae
Exons: 1
Coding region: 1-483 (160 amino acids)
Source: RefSeq, a predicted model, not a curated record